Messenger RNA from Uloborus diversus, 3160 nucleotides. RefSeq names its product transitional endoplasmic reticulum ATPase (gene TER94). Lineage: Eukaryota; Metazoa; Arthropoda; Arachnida; Araneae; Uloboridae. The coding region runs from base 236 to 2647 and encodes 803 amino acids. Gene Ontology annotation, cellular component: VCP-NPL4-UFD1 AAA ATPase complex; cytosol; nucleus. Gene Ontology annotation, molecular function: polyubiquitin modification-dependent protein binding; ATP binding; ATP hydrolysis activity. The transcript is spliced from 19 exons. The record is from RefSeq and is a predicted model, not a curated record. Gene Ontology annotation, biological process: autophagosome maturation; mitotic spindle disassembly; retrograde protein transport, ER to cytosol.
GUCGAUUAGGUUAUGAUUUGAUGUUGAUGCGUGAUGUUCAGAAUCUGCUGUUCCAUUGUAUGACUCUUGCUUGUUUGAUUACGUGUUUUUUGUUGAACAAGUUAAGUUAGUUACAAAAUUUGGGAUCUUUAAUUUCGUCGAAGUAUCAGAAGAUCCUAUCAUUGUCAGUGCAAUUUCGCAUUUUAUCGUUUGGAAGAAACUUCGAAGUUCAGCCACAGAAAAGCCAAAAUUAAGAAUGGCAGGAAAACAAAACCAAGAAGAGCUAGCAACAGCAAUAUUGAAGACCAAACAGAAACCUAAUCGAUUGUUGGUAGAAGAAGCUGUGAAUGAUGAUAAUUCUGUUGUUGAUCUUUCACAGACAAAAAUGAAUGAUCUUCAGUUGUUUCGUGGUGACACUAUAUUAUUGAAAGGCAAGAAACGGCGUGAAACUGUUUGCAUUGUGCUUUCAAACGAUAAUGUUCCCCAUGAGAAAAUUCGUAUGAACAGAUGUGUCAGAAACAAUUUGCGUGUGAGACUUGGUGAUGUUGUUAAUAUCCAACCUUGUCCUGAUGUUAAAUACGGUAAAAGGAUUCAUGUGUUACCUAUAGAUGAUACUGUGGAAGGUCUUACAGGGAGUUUAUUUGACGUGUACUUAAAACCUUACUUCUUAGAAGCAUAUAGGCCCAUACAUAAGGGUGAUUUAUUCAUUGUUAGAGGAGGCAUGCGUGCAGUUGAAUUUAAAGUUGUGGAAACUGAUCCUAGUCCAUAUUGUAUAGUAGCUCCUGAUACUGUGAUUCACUGUGAAGGUGAUCCCAUUAAAAGAGAGGAAGAAGAAGAAACUCUAAAUGCCGUUGGUUAUGAUGAUGUUGGUGGCUGUAGAAAGCAGCUUGCCCAAAUUAAAGAAAUGGUUGAAUUACCUCUUAGACAUCCCAGUCUCUUUCGUGCUAUUGGCGUUAAACCACCUAGGGGUAUUCUGCUGUACGGUCCUCCCGGCACGGGUAAAACUCUUAUUGCUAGAGCUGUGGCUAAUGAAACUGGAGCUUUCUUCUUUUUAAUUAAUGGACCUGAAAUAAUGAGCAAGUUGGCUGGAGAAUCUGAAAGCAAUUUGCGAAAGGCAUUUGUGGAGGCUGAAAAGAACGCUCCUUCUAUAAUUUUCAUUGAUGAACUGGAUGCAAUUGCUCCCAAAAGAGAAAAGACACAAGGUGAAGUAGAAAGGCGAAUUGUGUCCCAACUAUUGACACUGAUGGAUGGUCUUAAACAAAGAUCCCAUGUCAUUGUAAUGGCUGCAACUAACAGGCCAAACAGCAUUGAUGCAGCUUUGAGACGAUUUGGUCGAUUUGAUCGUGAAGUUGAUAUUGGUAUUCCUGAUGCUACUGGCCGGCUUGAAAUUUUAAGAAUUCAUACUAAGAACAUGAAAUUGGCAGAUGAUGUUGAUUUAGAAAAGAUUGCUGCUGAAACUCAUGGCUUUGUUGGCUCUGAUCUUGCUGCCCUGUGUUCUGAAGCUGCAUUGCAGCAAAUUCGUGAAAAAAUGGAUUUGAUUGAUCUUGAAGAUGAACAAAUUGAUGCUGAAGUCCUGAAUUCACUUGCUGUUACAAUGGAUAACUUUAGGUGGGCUAUGGGCAAAAGCAGUCCUAGUGCUUUACGUGAAACUGUUGUUGAAGUUCCAACUGUGACAUGGGAAGAUAUUGGUGGCUUGGAACCAGUUAAAAAAGAAUUGCAAGAAAUGAUUCAAUAUCCCGUUGAAUAUCCUGAUAAGUUCUUGAAAUUUGGUAUGACUCCAUCAAGAGGUGUUCUGUUUUACGGCCCACCUGGAUGUGGUAAAACUCUGUUGGCCAAAGCAAUAGCAAAUGAGUGUCAAGCUAAUUUCAUAUCUGUGAAAGGUCCUGAACUUCUUACUAUGUGGUUUGGUGAAUCUGAAGCAAAUGUUAGAGACAUUUUUGAUAAGGCACGUGCCGCUGCACCUUGUGUGCUAUUUUUUGAUGAGUUAGAUUCGAUUGCCAAGGCUAGAGGCGGCAAUAUUGGUGAUGCAGGUGGAGCUGCAGACAGAGUUAUUAACCAAAUAUUGACAGAAAUGGAUGGCAUGAGUAGUAAAAAGAAUGUUUUCAUUAUUGGUGCAACAAACAGGCCAGAUAUCAUUGAUCCAGCAAUUCUAAGGCCUGGAAGGUUAGAUCAGCUCAUAUACAUUCCAUUGCCUGAUGAUAAAUCUAGGGAAUCGAUUUUAAAAGCAAAUCUUCGAAAGUCUCCUAUUUCCAAGAGUGUGGAGCUUCCUUACAUUGCAAAGGUCACUCAAGGAUUCAGUGGAGCAGAUUUGACAGAAGUAUGCCAGCGUGCCUGUAAGUUAGCUAUCCGAGAAUCUAUUGAAGCUGAAAUUAAAAAAGAGAAAGAAAAGCAACAAAAUCCUGAAGCUGCUUCUGCAAUGGACACUGAUGAUUAUGAUCCUGUCCCAGAAAUCAGACGUGAUCAUUUUGAAGAAGCUAUGAAAUUUGCACGGAGAUCAGUCAGUGAUAAUGACAUUAGGAAAUAUGAAAUGUUUUCUCAAACAUUACAGCAAAGUAGAGGCUUUGGAUCGAAUUUUAGGUUUCCUUCAUCACAAACAUCAAAUGGAGCUUCGCAAGGGGCACAAAACUACGACAUUCAAGAAGAUGGUGAUGAUGAUUUGUAUAGCUAAAGUUUCAUCUGGAAUAGCAGAUUCAACAUUAAAGUUUUGUGAUGGGUUUAAUCUAAAUUUGUUUUCUCAAAGAAAAAGGCACUGUUUCUACUGUAAGCUAUUUUAGAGCUCCCUACUCGGGCUCAGCUCCUGGAUUUUUAUUCCCAUGAACAUUGUUUUAAGUGAAGAACACUACAAAGUAUCCAUUAUUUUUUGUUUGAAUUUUGCUGAUGCAGAAAUGAAUGCUUCUGGAAAGCAAGUAAUGUAUAAAACAGGCACAAAAUAGAAAGUACAUAAAAAUUGGGCUGUCGCCUUUUCAGCUAUUUUAUUUCUUUUUGACAGUUCUUGUUUAAUAAAAUCAUUUGUACAAUCUAAAUUUUAGCUCAUUUUUAUUUGUGUAAGCAAUUAACAUAUUUUGUUUGGUAUAAAGUUUUCAUUUUUUGUACUUGACAUUUUGGUUGUUGUACUGUAUUUUGUAAACAUCAUUAAACAUUGAUUACAAAAAAAAAUAAUAAACUAUGCCGUUGCAUUUUA